Messenger RNA from Podarcis muralis (Common wall lizard), 5527 nucleotides. It is a transcript of the gene RAI14, whose product is annotated as retinoic acid induced 14. Lineage: Eukaryota; Metazoa; Chordata; Lepidosauria; Squamata; Lacertidae. The record is from RefSeq and is a predicted model, not a curated record. Gene Ontology annotation, molecular function: actin binding.
GCAAAAAGGCAACUUUUGUUUCUUGGGCCGGUUCUGCCCUCCGAGCCGGUGCGCGCGCCCGCCCGCCCGCCAGCCAGCCGGGCAGAGGGGAGCCUCCAGGGGGUGUUGAAAACGCAUAAGGUUUAGAACUUUGAAUGGAAUAAGCAUGAAGAGCUUGAAAGCAAAGUUUAGGAAGAGCGAUACCAAUGAGUGGAAUAAGAAUGAUGACCGACUGCUGCAAGCUGUGGAGCAUGGCGACGCAGAGAAAGUGGCAUCGCUGCUGGGUAAAAAGGGAGCCAACGCCACCAAACACGACAGUGAGGGCAAGACUGCCUUCCACCUGGCUGCCUCCAAGGGGCAGGCAGAAUGCCUCAGGAUUAUGAUGACUCACGGUGUGGAUGUAACAGCACAAGAUGGGACAGGGCACAGUGCAUUGCACCUUGCAGCCAAGAACAGCCACCCUGAUUGUGUCAAGAGGCUCCUUCAGUCUAAAUGUCCACCAGAGAGCACUGAUAGCUCUGGGAAGACAGCUUUACACUAUGCAGCUGCUUGUGGCUGCCUUCAAGUAGCUCAGCUCCUGUGUGAACACAAGUGUCCAAUUAAUGUCAAAGAUGUGGAUGGGAAUAUACCUUUGUUACUGGCUGUACAAAAUGGCCACACCGAAGUAACCAAAUACCUUCUGGAGCAUGGCGCAGACAUCAAUUCCAGAGACAAAAAUGGAAGGACGGCUCUGAUGCUGGUGUGCGAAGCAGGAAACCUCAGCAUUGCAGAAGUCCUCGUCCGAAAAGGUGCAGACAUAAGCCUGGUGGAUGCACUUGGACACAAUGCCCUGCAUUAUGCUGCAGUCUCUGAAAAUACAGGGAUUCAGAAUCUCCUUCAGUUGAAAAUUGUUCAAGACGCUGAUUUCAAGUCACCAACAAAGCCAAAGCAGCAUGACCAAGUCUGUAGAUUAAGUUCUGAAAGAAGUGGAACUCCAAAAAAACGCAAAGCCCCACCACCACCUCCUGUCAGUCCUAUCCAGCUUAGCGACCUGUCCUCUCCACAUUCAACAACUUCAACCCCAGUGUCUGGGAAAGGCCAGCCUUCCUUUGCUGAGCACGGAUCCAAGCAGGAAGAUAUCAGUGCCAUUCACUCUGAUGGCAAGGAUGGGAUGAGCGAUAGUACUGCAGGUGCUGAUAGUUUAUUGGAUGUAAGUUCAGAAACAGACCAGCAAGACUUGCUUUUACUGUUACAAGCAAAAAUUGCAUCUUUGACCUUGCAUAAUAAGAAACUGCAAGAAAAAUUACAGGCACGCGCACUCAAGACAGAAGACCUGGAUGCAACACUGGAUUCUUCUCGUUCCACCUGUGCGGAGUUUGAUCACUCAACGGACAGGCUAAGUGAGAGCUCGGCAGCAGCGGCUCAGGAGAUCAGCUGCUCUUCGCUGAGCUUAGCACAAGCUCAGGAAGAGGCGAGCAGUAACGAAGUGAAAAUCAGACAGCUGCAAGACAACUUAAAGGAGGUGCAAAAAAGGCUGGACAGCUCAGAAGCGAAGAGGCGGCAUUUGGAGACGCAGCUUCAGUCCGGAACACUGGAUACCCUUUGCUUGCUGAACAGCUCUGACAUUUCCGAAAACGGCUCCGACCUCAACCAGAAACUGAGAGAAACCCAAAGCAAGUACGAAGAAGCGAUGAAGGAAGUCCUGCACGUCCAGAGGCAGAUGAAGCUAGGCCUGGUGGCUUCCGAAAGCAAAGAGGCGGACCUGCAGGAGCUCAGAGCCACGUGCGAGGAAGUCGAGGCGCUGAAGGAAGAACUGCAGAAGGCGCAAGAAGAGGGCGAGAGGCUCCGAGCGAAAGUGAGAGAGCUGGAGGAGAAGCUGGCGGAGAGAGAGAGGGCUGCGGCCGGCACGAUGUCAGCAGAAGAAUGCGAGGAGAUGAGGAGCUCCUAUUGCUUGGUUAUUGAGAACAUCAACCAGGAGAAGGCGCUUCUGAUUGAGAGGUACAAGGAGGGACAGGAGGAGAUCAGGAAGCUCCAAGAGAAGCUGAGAUGCCAGAUGGAGUCUGGGCAAGGUGAGGAAGCCGAGGAGGUGAGAGAUGCAAAGAACCAAAUGAUCACCGAGUUGAACAGGCAGGUCAGCAAGCUCUCCCACCUGUACAAAGAAGCCCAGGCGGAACUUGAAGAUUGCAAGAAAAGAGGUGUUGCAGAGGAUGCCGAUUCAGGAUGCAUCCCUCUGGAGGAACACGAGAAGCUGAUAGAGGUCACCGUCUUGCAGAGAGAGCAAGCCGAGGGCGCCCUGUUGGAAAUGAAGGCCCAGUAUGCAAAAGUGUUGAGCGAAGCAACCCAGCUCCAGAACCUGGUUGAUUCACAGAAGAAGAACUCUGUCUCCAUAACGGAGCAUCUCCAGGUGGUGACUUCUCUCAGGGCUUCGCUGAAGGAAAUGGAAGAAGAAAUCGGCGAGCUCAAAAUGCAGAUUCUGCACAAGGAAGGUGAGGUGCAGCGACUGCAGAGGGAGCUCUUGGAAGAAGAAGCCGCUGUGUGCGAAGCUAUGGUGCCCAGGGCAUUGUAUGAAGAGCUGCGAUCUACUUCAGAGGGAGAAGUCAACUCCAUGCUGUCCAAAGUGAAGGACUUGACAAAAGAGAGAGAAAACCUGUCUGCGGAUCUUGCUCAUUUGAGGAAGGAAAUCUCACAAGUGAAAGGGGAGAAAGAGAGCCUCCGGACUCUCCUGGAAGCCAAGGAACAGGAAGUCAAAAGACUGCUUCAUCAGUACCAUCAAGCUCAAGAAGAGCUGCUUGAAAUGAAAAAGGCCUCUGAGAAUUCCUCGAAACUAGAAGAGGAUAAAGAUAGGAAGAUAAUGGACAUGACAAAGGAAGUUAGUAAAUUGAAGGAAGCACUGAACAGCCUGUCCCAACUUUCCUACUCAACUGGCACACCCAAGAGACAAAGCCAACAGCUGGAGCUAUUGCAACAACAAGUCAAGCAACUACAGAACCAGCUGACUGAAACAAAGAAGCAACACCAGGAGAUAGUCUCUGUUUACAGGACACAUCUGCUGUAUGCUGUGCAGGGCCAAAUGGAUGAGGACGUCCAAAAAGUGCUCAAACAGAUCUUAACAAUGUGCAAGAGCCAAUCGCAAAAGAAAAGUGAAACGAUUUUUGCCGAUCCCUAAUGGUGCUGCUCUAGAGAUUGAGACUCGCCUUAAAAUGAGAUUUGAUUGGCACCCCCCCCCAACCCCAGGAGGGAGCUGUCACAUGUCUCUGCCACUCUUAUUUCUUUAUUUUUAUGUAUUAUGAGCUAAUGUGUUGUCAUGUCUUCCCCUUGCCCCCAACCUAAAGUUCCCAGAGUGCUAUUUUUGUGUAUUGGAACAGAAACGUACAACUCUCUGUAAAUUGCCAUUACUUUAAAUCAGGGGUGGUCAAAGUCUGACCUACAGUAUUAGAAAGUGGCUCAGUGCUUCCUUUGGUGCAAGCCGUUGGAAGUCUCGGCUUGCAGUGUUGCAUUUUGGAUAUGAAUAAGUGCAUCUUCUGGAGUGGAUUUUUCAGUUCUUGGUUAUCUAAAGAGGGGAAAACAAACCAGUUCAUAGGUUUUAAGACCCUCCAACGUCCAGGAUAACAGUAGAUGCAACUCGGAUUUUGAAAUUCCUUUGGCCUUGUUAAUUGAAAGGUGUGGCAGGGGGUGCCUCCUUGAUAAGGCAGGGCCCACAGCCUGUACAUACUACAUGACCAGUGAUGUGUACUAACUCGAUAACGUAAAGCAUAAACUUGCAGGUUAAUGAAUUUUGAAGACGGCUAAUUCUGCUAAAACCCCAGUUUCUUUAUCAAACAGUAGGUCAAGUUAUCUAUGCAAAUCCUUGCAGUGCUAUUGGCUAUGGAGCUCAGGAGGAAGAAAACGCAGCGUUCCAAACUACAAACAAGGGAUCCGAAUGAACUCAUGAUGUUUACAGUGAGCGCUGUUGUCUCACGGUUCCUAACCUCACUUUUGUAAAAGAUCUCCUCUACAAUAUAUUUUUACUGGCCCUCAAAUUUAGAAAUGUCUUUUUGUAAUUAAAGCCAUUUGCCUAUUUAACACUACUACUACUUUCUGUUUUUCUGCAGUAGCCUUUAAUACCAAACGAUUUAGGCGGUGGCCUUUUUCUCCGUCUCUCUCCCCAUUCGCCCAGCUGUUGUAAAAUGCAGCAGAGGUAUCCCAAUCCCCUGGGGAAAGGCUCUGUUGAAGCAGAACUGCCCAAAUACUGUACAAAAGAGGAAUUACUAGCUUUCUUGCCAAAUGUUGUAACACCAAGAAGCACAGAGAAGCCUUGCGUUUUUCAUUUUCAAGAGCAGUAACAUCUGUAUGACAUAGGAGUGCUCCUGCAAAUUGCUUUCAUGCCUGCAAAUCCUUUAGCAGAAAAAGAUAACAGUUAUAACUCUGUAUGUGAUAUACACUCAGGUAUGGAUAGAAUGGGUCCAGCAAUAGAGUGUGUGUCUCUCUUGAUUUGAUUUUUUUUUUAAAUAUAGUGUGUGAUUAUCCUAUUUCACCAGCCAUUUUCACACCAGAUUUAUGUUGUAAACUGCUUUCAAAACCAGGCUUAAACCAGCAUGACUGCUUUGACAUCUCGCAGCCUACCAUGAGAAUUGCAGCUUUCUGGGGGAUUUUGUUGUUGUUGGAGACCUGCACAUAAAUAGCCAGGUGCGAUAGCAGUUUUUCAGGUUUUAAAUCAGUUUGCAAGAGCACUCCUAUAAGAAUCAGGGGGGCCUUCUUUAAAGCCUUCAAGAAGAAUUGGGAAUACCAUACAUGUGCUGCAACAGCAGUUUUGUGUGUCGAGAGAGACCCAGAAGCCUAAGCAACUUACAUUGUACCUAAAGGGAAUAACCAUUUUGAUUGUCAAUGUGUCUUCAACUUACAGCAUGGUAUUACUCCUAUCGUCUGCUGCAGAAAUUCCCAGAGCUCUUCAAUAAGUGAAGUCUAUAGGUAGGCAAUUUACUCAGUGCCUGAGGGACUACCACAUUUAUCAUGUGCUAAAUUAGCCUUCCCUGGGGCUACAGGUGUGGUUGGACUACAAUUCCCAUCAUCCACGAUCCUUGCCAUAUUAGCUGUGGAUAAUGAGGGUUGUAGUCUUCUAGCACCUAGGGACUCAAGGCUGCAUUAAAUAGUAGCCUACCAUUUUAUACAGCAGCCAAAUUUAAAUGGAUUAAGAACAUAGGAUCUCCUGGGUCUUUAUAUUAUUAAUAUUAUUAUUAUUUGAAUCUCCUUGGUUUAACUAAUACCUAUUAAUUUGGACAAUAUUUCAUAGUUAGAUACCUUUUUUUAAACGUUCCAAAGAAAUGUGAAAGUUUUGCUGCAGUACUUACAAAAAUAAAAAUAACAGGUCUAAAAUAUGCCAAGAAAUGCUGCCAAGUACAAAACUUGAGGAACCGUUUUGUAGGUUGCCUGACAAAAACCUUAGCUUUUACCUUGUUUUGUUAUGUGUAUUUAUUACAAUUAUCAUUGUGGAACAUUGGAAAUUGUACACUAUAGCUUAGUGAUUGUCCUUUGUAUGUAAUUUUACAAACGUUUCAUUCCGCAAAUAAACAGUUUCUUUUUUUCUUUUUUU